GCCCCUCAUCCUCACAGGACAGUGAUCAUGUGACUCUCUCUGUUAAAGGAUCAAAACCAAAAGCUGAACUCACAUCAGAUACUGAAGGAUCUGUACUGACGGGAAACACAGUGACUCUGACGUGUCUCAUGAAUCAGUUCACUGGAUGGAAGUUUUACUGGUAUCAACACACACAGAACACUGAGAAGACGACAACAGAUACAAACACCUACACAAUGUCCAAUGUUAGAGUUUCAGAUGGAGGUCAGUACUGGUGUAGAGCUGGAAGAGGGAAUCCAGUCUAUUACACAGACUACAGUGAUGUUCUGUGGAUCAAUGUUACAGAGAGUCCUAAAGCAGUUUUGAGAGUUGAGCCUGACAAACAGCUGUUCUCAGGAGAAACUGUCAUUCUGAGAUGUGACAUACAGACUAAACAAGACACUGAGUGGACAUACAGCUGGACUGUAGAGAAAUAUAACCAACAGUAUACAGUCAACCGAUGCAAAACACAAGAGUGUAAAAUCAGAGUUUAUCACAGUGACAGCGGUCACUACACGUGUAGAGGAAAGAGUGUAAAUGGACAAAACUCUGAGAAGAGUGAAGCUGUUACACUGACUGUAUCAUCAUAUAAACCCAAGACACUUUUAAGAGUUUCUCCACAGCAGUGGCUGACUGAAGGAGAUUCAGUGACUCUGAUGUGUGAGGUUAACAGAUCCUCUACAGGCUGGACAUUCAGCUGGUUCACUGAACACAAUCUCUCCUCAGGUUAUGAUCUGGUGUCAGACAGCAGUGGAGGAUCUAAAGGAAACUACACUGUGAGUUCUGCUGCUCUGAAGCACACAGGAGUUUAUAUGUGCGGAGCAGAGAGAGGAGAUCCAGUCUAUCACACACACAACAGCAGCACACAACCACUGUGGAUCACUGGUGUUUCUUCUUCAGUGUCUCUGAUCAUCAGACCCAACAGAACUCAACACUUCUCAUCUGAAUCUCUCUCUCUGAGCUGUGACGAUCACAGGAACUCUACUGGAUGGACAGUGAGAAGAUACACAAACACACUGGAAACUUCUUCAUCAUCAUCAGUCAGAUCUACAGGAACAGAAUCUACAUGUACAAUCAGAUCUCUCAUCACAUCUGACACUGGAGUGUACUGGUGUGAGUCUGAAUCUGGACACAAACUUCAUCCUGUUAAUAUCUCAAUACACAAUGGUGAUGUGAUUCUGGACAGUCCUGUUCAUCCUGUGACUGAAGGAGAUUCUCUGACUCUUCACUGUUUAUAUGGAGAUAAAAACCCAUCAAACCUCAGAGCUGAAUUCUAUAAAGAUGGAUCAGUGGUGCAGAAUCAGACUACAGGAGACAUGAUGAUCAUCUCUACAGUCUCAAAGUCACAUGAGGGUUUCUACUACUGUAAACACCCAGAGAGAGGAGAGUCUCCAAAGAGCUGGAUCUCAGUCACAGGUGAGCGAGAGAAGAUUUCUGUCUUCAAGAUUCCCAGUUUUCUGCUGGCCGUUUGUCCAUAUCUGAUAGUGACAGUCGUGCUGGUGUUCAAAUGCUACAGAUUGAGAGAAGAAACAUUGUAUGCAGAGAAAAUUCUUGCUGGAGAGCCUCUUCAAUUUUCAAAUGACCCCUCUGCGGCUGAAAAAUACAGAAAACAGGUGGCGUUGACACUCCUAAACGAGACAGAUGACCUCAGUGAGCUUUGCCACUAUUGUGGGGAGAAGGAUGCAGGGCAAGGAAGGACAACUGCCAAAAAAAAAGAAAAUGCUUGGGUCCAGUGUGACGUGUGUGACCGAUGGUUCCACAUACAGUGCGCUAAAAUGGUGGACCCCAGGAAGUACUUCAGCUGUGCUGCAUGCCAGUUUGUGCCUCCAGAUUAA
Molecule: messenger RNA, 1853 nt
Organism: Triplophysa dalaica
Lineage: Eukaryota; Metazoa; Chordata; Actinopteri; Cypriniformes; Nemacheilidae
Product: MAM domain-containing glycosylphosphatidylinositol anchor protein 2-like
Exons: 11
Coding region: 129-1853 (574 amino acids)
Biological process (GO): cell surface receptor signaling pathway
Molecular function (GO): transmembrane signaling receptor activity
Source: RefSeq, a predicted model, not a curated record